AUGAAUCGAACUAUUCGAUUAAAUUAAAGAGUUCCAUAUUCUCUGAAUUAAUCUAUGACAAAUGGGUUGCCAGUGCUGAAUUAGGAUAAUUCAAAUUUUUGCACAUCUCAAUUUUACAGGAGAAGAAUUUCACAAAAAUAUUAGGACUCUCCAAGCAAUCAGAUUUUGACAGGCAGAGUUUAACUCCCAUUCUAAAAGGAUGUUGAAUAAUUGAAGGAAGAAAUUAUGUCAUUAAAAAAGGAGAAUCAAAAACUCAAACAUUAAAACUAAUAAUUAUGCUUUUAGAUAAAACUUGAUGAGAAAGAGUAAAUUGAGAAACGAACAACUCAAGAAGUAUCCGAUGAUUAAAUCAAUUCCAAUCAAAGCUAAAGACUUGCAGAGAAAUUAAAACAAGCUCGGCUGCUAUUGCAAGAAAAAUAGAUUGAAAUUGAUAACCUCAAAAAAAGUACUCGAUAUAUGCGACUCUAAGAAAUGGAAAAUGAACUAUGUACAACUAAAUUAAAGUUUGAGUUUUUAAACAAGUAAUUCAACGAAAUUCUCAGGACUGAAAGUGACGUGAAUAAAUUUCAAAAGUUAACUGUUCAAACUAUUGAAUUAGAAGAAUAAUUGAGAUAAUUUUAAAAUUCGCACCAAAAGCAAAAGAAGAAGAUUCUGGGUCUUAGACAAGAGCUAUUGACAUGUCAAGCAAUGAAAGAGAAAUAUAAAAAGUCAUAUGAAUAAGCAUAAGCAGAUUUUGAGAAGUUCAAGAAGGAUCAUGAAUAGGAAAUCUAAAAGAAGAAUAAAUAUAAAGAAACCAUUGAGAAUCUCAAUUAAUAAUUAGCAGACAAAUAAGCAAUAAUAUAGUCAUUAUAGAAUGAUUUGGAUAAGUAGAGAAUGCUUGUGUCUCAGAAGCAACGCUAAUUUAAAGAUUUGGAAGAUCAAUAUCAAAAAAAAAAGUCAUGGCUCACAAAUAAAAGAGAAGUUUUUACUAACUUCUAGGAAAUUUUAGAUGAUAAGGUGAAUAAAAAUAAUAUUGUAAUCACAGAUGAUGAAAUGAUUUCUUCUGUUAAGUUAGGCUCAGAUUCUAAAAUUGUAAUAGAUGACGAUAUUAAAGAAAAAUCUCAGAUUAUACCAAAUCGAAUUAGUGUUGAGUCUGCCAAAGAGGAAUACAAACCUUCGUAGGUUAUAAGUUCAAUUCAAGAAACAGAAUAAGUGAAAUAAAAACUUCCAAGAGUUAAUUUUUGUGAUGUUGAAAACAUUGGAAAAAUUUUGAAAUAUUAAUUAUUGUCAGAAAAAAUUCCAAUUGAAGAAAUUCAUACAUUUUUCGAUUAGAAAUAAGAAAUUACAAUUGCAGAAUUAGUGGACAUACUAUCAGCUUAUCCAUUUAAUAUUUAGGAUAAUAAAUAAGCAUUGCUAUUGGCACGUUAUUUAAUCGAAGAUAAUUCAUAAUAAUUUGUUGAUUAUCGACCUUCAUAAGUUAAUGAUGUUUGUGUCAUAAAAAGUGUAUUGAAGAAUGUCAUAGGGAAAUACACUUUAAUGAAUGAAGAAUAAUAGUAACAAAUAAUGCAAUCGAUUGCUUAAUAGAUUUGGAAAUUCAGAUAGAUGGUCGUAGAAUAAAUCAAGAUAAUAAUAUAGAAGAAAACUAACUCGUAGUUUUGCGAGUUUUGCGAUGAAAAUGAUUUUAAGGGUGGAUUGCAAUCUAGUAAUAUUAUAUUGGAUGAAAAACAAAAGGAAUUUUUGGGAUAAUACAUCUUUAAGGAAUUCAAUGGGAAUAAACUGUUUGAUUAUAAAGGUCUGAUUGAUAAAUUUGGAUUCGCCCUUCAGCUUAAUUCACCAUCUAAAGUGGAAAUUAAAUAGCCACAAUGA
Paramecium tetraurelia is the source of this 1845-nucleotide messenger RNA. RefSeq lists its product as uncharacterized. The record is from RefSeq and is a predicted model, not a curated record. The transcript is spliced from 3 exons. NCBI's taxonomy places the organism in Eukaryota, Ciliophora, Oligohymenophorea, Peniculida, Parameciidae.